Messenger RNA from Scomber scombrus (Atlantic mackerel), 4063 nucleotides. It is a transcript of the gene rpia, whose product is annotated as ribose 5-phosphate isomerase A (ribose 5-phosphate epimerase). The record is from RefSeq and is a predicted model, not a curated record. The transcript is spliced from 9 exons. Lineage: Eukaryota; Metazoa; Chordata; Actinopteri; Scombriformes; Scombridae. Gene Ontology annotation, biological process: pentose-phosphate shunt, non-oxidative branch; D-ribose metabolic process. The coding region runs from base 38 to 850 and encodes 270 amino acids. Gene Ontology annotation, molecular function: ribose-5-phosphate isomerase activity. Gene Ontology annotation, cellular component: intracellular membrane-bounded organelle.
GUGUAGUGUGUAGUGUGUAGUGUGUGGGGGCCGGGUCAUGAGACUCCAGGGGUGGGUCCUCUUCAGUAAAGUAUCCCCCUGUUUUCUCUCAGCAUCCUGGAGGCAGAAACACACGUGUGUGAUCAGUCAGGCUGCAGCUAUCAUGGCAGAGGAAGCAAAGAAACUGGCUGCUUAUGCUGCGGUGGAUAACCACGUCCAGAACAACCAGGUGGUGGGAGUGGGCAGCGGGUCAACCAUCGUCUAUGCAGUGGACAGAUUAGCGGAGAGAGUGCGCCAGGAGAAACUUAACGUUGUGUGUGUGCCCACGUCUUUCCAGGCCCGUCAGCUGAUUCUGCAGCACGGCCUCACGCUGUCGGAUCUGGACAGGCACCCAGAGCUGGACGUGGCGAUUGACGGGGCGGAUGAAGUGGACGCAGAUCUUACGUUGAUUAAAGGUGGAGGCGGCUGCCUGACUCAGGAGAAGAUUGUUGCUGGCUGUGCAAAACAUUUCGUCGUCAUUGCAGAUUACAGGAAGGACUCCAAGGCUCUGGGCCAGCAGUGGAAGAAGGGAAUUCCCAUCGAGGUUAUCCCCAUGGCGUACGUUCCCAUCUCCAGGAAGAUAGCCAAGAGCUUCGGAGGAGAAGCCAACUUGCGAAUGGCUGUCAGUAAAGCGGGUCCGGUGGUCACUGACAACGGUAACUUCCUCCUGGACUGGAAGUUUGAGCACGCUCAGAACUGGAAGGCAGUCAACACAGCCAUCAAGAUGAUUCCAGGUGUUGUGGACACAGGACUCUUUGUCGGCAUGGCUGAGCGAGCUUACUUUGGGAUGGAGGAUGGAAGCGUGCGUGUUCGGGAUCCUCCAGUCAAAUGAGCAGCUGCUACCUUCACCCUCUCUGACCUCCUUUUUGAAUGACCUCACUUCUCCCGCAAGUGCCGUGUUGAUAAUUUACUCCUGCUCUCAGACUGUGUUUGGACAGAGCUGCACCUCCUGCAGAACUGGACAAAACCGUAACACGCAGGUUUUCACAGCUCGUCUCGAAACCAGAUAAGAUUCAGACUCACUUGAUUUUCCUCAUCCUGCAUGAUGUGGUGCUUCAGAUUCUGUGAGUUUUAAAGUGCCUGAUGAGUAAAAUCAAAUGAAUCUGAUUAAGAUUUCUUCUUUUCAUUUAGUAUGUUUGCUCAGUUUGUAGUCACACUGGGAAUGUUGGCUCUUCCUGUAAUUAGUGGGUUCGACUGAAUGUCUGCAGAAUAAAACUAAGGUGUGCCUUGAGAUUAAAAUUAGUUUUAUUGAAAAUGAUGCUCUCGAAGUUACAUUUAAUAAGCUUGUAAUUGAACAUCAGACUAUUAUAUUCUGGACGACUGCAGCUAACAGAAGUCCACCAGUCAAGUGAAAGCUUGAGACAAAAACAGUCUGAUAUGCCUUGAGAUUUAGUUUUUCUCUUAAUUGAUUUUUUCUAUAACAGAUGGGGGUGUAAUAUGACCUUUGCAUACUAAAACACAAAGGAAUUAUACUUGUGUCAAGAACAUAAUUUUCCUAAUUAAUAUGCUAAUUUCAACAGCAAGAAGCUGCAAACUUUAAUGAGAUUGUUGACAACUUCAGGAGACCCUGUGGUGCAGGUGGGAAGUUUCCAUUAUUUAGUGUUUAGUAUUCAGAAAACACGUGACGAUUUGAUACUGUAAUGUCUCCUACAUGCACGUAACACAGAGGUGGACAAAUGUGAUUAGGGAUGGGAAUUGAGAAACCGGUUCCAAAUUGACUGAUCUAUUGGAAUCUAUAAAGAACUAGGCUGAUAAGCAGAAUCAAUAAUGGCAUCGGUAUCAUAAAGUCUUCUCAAAUCCCAUCCCUAAUGAUAUGUAUUCUGCUUUCAAUUAAAUGGAAACAACACACGGGUAAAAACAUGGAACUUAAAAAAAAAAAAAAAAAAAAAAAGGGGUAAAAAAAGAACCGUGCAGAACUUGAGCAGUGUAACAUUUACAGCAGGAACAUCGAGAACUACCAACCCAGAGGAGAAGUUUAACUGAUGUUGUCACUGUGAGGUUGUGCUCUUCCUGUUGCAGAAACCUGCUCUCACAAUGUGUCAGCGGCUGAUUCAACUUUUCCUUUUGUGUGCGAGUGGAACUGAAACUCCAGGUUUUCUGCUCUGGCUUCUUGUCUGCUGUCACUUUAUGUGUCAUACAGCAGAGCUGAGCUUCAUUAUAUAUCAUUUUUUUGACAAUGUAGUGAUACAUUUCAUCAUCUCAGCCAUUCAGCUACAUUCGCCAAACAUUUUGACUCGAUCCUUACUAGAAAUGUUACUUUUUGAACUGUUCUAGACAGCAGACAGGUUUGAGAUAAUGUGAGCAUCUGGGGAUUUUAAGCUGGAAAGCCCCUCCAGUCUGACAAGUGAGAUUGUUUAAAGGUGCCCUGUCGAGUUUUUUGCAAACAAAGUUCCUGUUGACUUUGUAGUGUUACUCACCAAAACACAUUGUGUACAUCCGUAACAUCUAACUGACGUGUUGACUGCAUUCUUUACAUCUAGAUUUACUUGUUAGCAGUCUUUUUCCUGUCUAUGCUGGGGCAUUAUUGUGUUUCUUGGUGUGUUACCGCCCCCUGUAGAUCAGUGAGAGUGUGAAAACAUUGGCAGGAAUGUGUGUUAUGUGCAAGUUCAUCCAAACAAGACAUAGACUCAUGGGGGGAAAAAAGCUCAAACAAACAGUGUACCUUUUUUUUUUCAUGCUUAUCAGAACUAGCUGAGAUAUUUUAGCUGAAGGUUUAAAAUUGUUUUUAUUCCAACCACUAGACGACUGAUGUGGUUUUAUGUUUGUCUGCUCCAGCAUGGUGUCAGGAGUGACGAACCUUUGUGGUUUCCUGUGUUGUUUAUACUAGUCAGUUAGCAGGGGUUAACCCUUCAACCUCACACUGUUUAACAAAAAAACCAAACCACUGAAUGUGUGUACUUCCAUGCAUGUAUCCAAAUGCCUCUUUCCACUGUGUCGGUUCUUUUCUGUGCCUGUAAAUCACUUGCAUAACAGUUUCUCUCUUUCAGGGUCACAGGAUGUUUUGUGCCAUUCACUUAAUUCUAAAUGUAGUGGUACAACCUUUUUAAAGUAAUAAAAAAUGAGCAAUUGUGCUCAUAAAAUGGUCAAAAUACUUACUGUAUUUCCACAUAAUGGUGAACCGGUGUAGCUCAAAUGUUAACCAUCAAUACAGUGAGUAUAAUUAAUGUGCCUUGGCGUGCCAAAGCACCAGGACGCCCUUUUCUGAUUCAAAUGUAGCGAAUAUGGAUAACACAAUAAGUCGUAUUGUUAGAACAGCCUGUCAGCAUCACUACAUGUUGUAAAAGCUGCACUUUCAGGUUUUUAGGAAACUCUUACAAAGAAACACCCACAACAUCACAUUUGAAACGUCUUUAGAUAACAGUGCAGCUAUAAAUGUAUAUAAUCUUAUACACAACGUGCAGCAGAUUUUAAAGAGAUAAUGAGAUUCAUGUCUACACAGUAUGCUUGUUACUUUGAGUUCAAUUACAAAACACUAUCACACUGCUCCCCUCACAAAGUAAUCAUCUUAUUAUUUCCAAAGAUACAUCCAAUGCAAUUUGUUUCCACUGUUCACAGCAACUAUCAUCUGUUUGAAAAUUGUGAUUGUCUCCUUUUUUCAAGUGGUAGAUGCAUCCUUUUUUCUUUUUCUUUUUGGCUCUACUUUUGGGUCUCUGUCACAAUGCCUUAUUACUGUUCUUUUGGCAGGGUUGUUUGUUGCAUGUUUGUCAUGUUUUGGUACGUACAGCUCUGAGAGACUCAGGACAACAUCAAGGCUGAUAAAUUAAAUGUAAUCAAGCAAAUGCAGUUGGCUGCAAGUAUUUGUCUACGAGCAACUUGGGUACGAUGUGUUUGAUUCUGUGUAGCUCUACUCUCAGAUUUCUACCUCUGUCGCCUGUAGAAAAAGUAAAAGUUGGGCCCAGUUUUGGUCCGUUUAACACCAUGUUGAAUAUUUUUGCACCAGCAUUUCUUUCUUUCUGUACUACUAUAACUGUGAUAAUGAUUUUUGCUGUGAAGAUACUGUUUUUUUCUCCUUCUUUGUCAAAACAAUACAGGACCAAAACAAUAA